AGAGCAGCGUCCCACUAGAAAUACAGCUGCGGGGUCCUGGGAUGCAGCAGCUGUACUCCCAGGCCUGCCGCCAGGGGGUGCGACCAGUGCACUGCGUGCGCGGGCUCGUGGUUGGUCAGUUCAGGUCCGGGAAGACGUGUGUCGUCAGGAGGCUGACAGGAGAGAAGGCUGUGGUGAACGAACCGAUAACAGAUGGCAUCGAGAUCAUACCCAGUGUGAAGACCAAUACUUGGUGGAAGGCAAGAGAGGAGCCAGAUGAAUUCAAGGAAACCAUGGCAGAACACUUAGCUGAAAAACAACAAGAACGGAACAACCCACGCCCUCAGACAUCGUCACAAACCCAAGGAGCAGUCAGGAAAAAAACUACAGAAGACCCAGGAAAAGCACAAAAAACAACAAGGAAGCAGCCUUUGCAAAUGCAGCAAGAGAGAUCGAUGGAAAAGCAUACCCCGACACAAAGGCAAGAGACACCAAAACUGAAGAAAAAAGAUGAGAAAGAAGGGAGAGCAGAAAGUGUGACCAUGACUAUGUCACGACAGACACAAGACAUUCCGGAUGAUGUCAUUAAAAAAGCCAAGGAGCGACUCCAAAGUGGCGUGACCGAGGAGCAGCUUGGAACAGCCGAACACCCGCGUAUCUCCCUCUGGGACUUCGGUGGCCAGGCCGCGUACUACGGCUCGCACCAGUGCUUCUUCACGUACCGCGGGAUCUACAUCCUGGUCAUGUCACUGGAGCAGAAGCUGUCCGAUCCAGUUCCUGAUCUGGACUACAAGGCUUCAGCGGACAACCUCGUAACUGGAAGAGACUACUUGGACCACUGGCUGAACUCCAUCCGCACACACACCCUGGUGCACGGGCGGGAGCAGACAGGAGAGCCGCCUGUCGUCUUGGUCCUCACGCACAAGGGCAGGGUCAGCGAGUCGGACAUUGAGGAGUAUAAGAAAGACAUACUUGAUCACAUCAGUGGUAAGGCCGCCGGUAAACACGUCUUACCAAAGAUAUUUGUCAUUGACAACUUCGACAAGGACAACAGCGACAUUGACGAGCUCCGAGAAUACCUCCGUGAGGUAGCGAAGGGUCUGUGGUUCAUGGGUCAGGAGGUGCCGAUGACUUGGCUUCAUCUGAAGUCCAAACUGAUGGACAAGAGGAGAGAUGACGUCCCAUUCUGCCGUUUCCAAGAUGUCGUCGAUCUGGCCCGGAGCGACGUGGGCAUCACAGACAACAGCCAUGUUGCCGACAUUUUGACCUUCCUGCACGACCUUGGUGACAUCAUCUUCAUCAAUGAACCCAUUCUUCGUGACCACGUGACCCUUCGAUCCCAGGUGAUGAUUGACGUCUUCAAGACCAUCAUCACCGUCCCGGAGUACCAACAGGACAGGAUCACGGAUGGGGAGGUUGCCAAGAUGUGGAGGAGGCUGGAGACCGAAGGCAUCCUCAGUGACAGGCUGUUGACAAUCAUCUGGACCAAAGCAGAUCAGAAGAUGCAGAAACCAUUCCUACUCGAACACAAGGACUUCCUGAAGAGACUGAUGGAAAAGUACUACCUCCUCUGCAAUGCCACACCAAUUGGUGGGCUUGAUGACACUUCGGGUGAUCCUGAGAAAGAAGAGAUCUACUUCGUACCUUCUCUCCUGUCCGCAAAGCCUGACGACAGCACCUUGUAUCCUGGGGACAUGAGGAGAGGCCGGCGUCCUCUGUAUGUCGUAUUCGACAACAUGUUCCUGCCAAGCGGCAUGUUCUACCGUCUACAGGCCAUCUGUGUGCGCAGGUUCGGUAUUGAAGAGUCCCACGUGUUUGCCGGCUGCGGCCGCUUCCCUACCAACGAUGUAAAGCAACAGUUUGUGGUAACCAAAGUGAAGCACUACCUGAAGGUGGAGCUUCUGUCGGCUGAAGACCAGCCAGUGUUCACACAGGCCCUUCCUGUUAGAAAGUUCCUCAGCAGUUGUCUCUUCGAGAUCAAGGAGAAGUGGAUCCCGUCCAUCCAGUAUGACUGGUGCUUCGGGGAGGAGUCAGGAGAAGAAACCGAAACACCAGAAUUCUACCCGCUCUCUGACAUUUGGCAAGAAACGGCAACAGGAUCCAGUCGAUUUCCAGAAGACUUCAUCGAUGUCUGGAUGGGUGGUAGCCGUGAUCAGAGAACGACCUGUGCAGAGAACUCAGGUGGUUCUGGGCCCGUGAUGAUAGAGCCCACGCUGAACCUUGAUGCAGUCCACACGAUCGGUCCUGUCCUGGACUGUAUGGAGACCUGCAGAGGGCUGAGUCUGGCGCAGUGUGAUUGGAUCAGACACGAGCUCACAUCCGUCAGCAGGUUCAAAGAGUUGGUUGCUACCGUCAACAGGUCCGGAGACAUGUGCCGUCGCUUGCUGGGAGCGUCCGUGGAAGUUUGUCUGCCUGAGAGAGCACCCAUGUUCUCCAGAGAAGAGAGAGGGGACGAGAUUGUCCUCCUACACGUCGGAGACUACAAUGACGAGCUCGUCCAGCCACUGUUGAAACAGUUAGUCCAGUCCUCCAGCAGGUACGGUGUAACGGUGUCUGAAGACUUCAUCGAACCAGGAGAAACCAUCACAGACAAACUCUUGCAUCAUCUCCUCCAGCAGAAUGUCAGAAUGGUUGUACCGAUCAUCACACCACAGGACCACAGCAGGCACUGGUCCACGCUCGGGUACGAAUUCUGCGUACAGGACAAGAACCUGGUCUUUCCGGUCUUUGCGUACCCUGAUGGAACCAGAGAGCGUUUGCUAGAGAUGCUCGGCAGGCGCUGUACAGGGAUGUUGGAUAUGACAUCAACAGAAGUACCAAUGGCUGAAGAACCACUGUCCAAUACCAAAAUCAGUCUUGUGUCUGCAGAAAUCCUGAGAAAGGCGUCGUCUUCUGUUGUGCUGCACACGUACAGAAUCACAGAAGAAGGCUGCACGAUUGAGGAGGAUGGUGUGACCAUAUCCUUUCCAAAAGGAUGCGUCAGGACAGAAAGGUCCCUGUCCUUGGAGGUCGAAAUGCUCCCCAUUGAUGACGCCUUAACAAAGGCUUUCUCAGCUGUGACCCCGGUACUGACCGUGCACCAGGAAAAGGAGGAGGACUUCUUACAGCCCGUGAGCGUCACACUGCCAUGGGCAUGGAAGAAGAGAGACUGCAGCACAGAUAAGACUGUCCUGAUGGAGAGGAAAUCAAAUCCUCCGAAGUGGUCGUUGCUAAGGACAGAGUUUCAAGAGACAGAGGACGCAGUCACAUUCACAACGAGACACUUUUCCGGGAUUGCCGGUGCCAAGGAAAGUGGCAAAGACGGAGAAAAUUCGACCUCCACUGCAGAGAAGCCAGGGAACCAGGAGGAGACAGCCAAUCGGGAGGCAUCAGAGUCAAAUGUUCCAUCAACACCAACAUCUCCAACCACAUCUGUGUCAUACCAGGCUUGUUGGAACGGGUACACUAAAGACAAAGUGUACCUCAUCAUAAACCCAAACCAGGCAACAACAGACAACAACUGCAUCCACCUCAUGUGUGUUCACAAGGACGACGACCCUAAUGACUUUUUCCAAGCUGAGAAUAUGCGACCGCUCCCACCGUUCAAACAACGCAUUGUCAUGGGCAGUGAAGAAAUGAUAGAUGCCACAUUUGACCACAGGAAAGAAGUCAUCGGAGACCCUCUUGAUGUCUCAGAUGGUAUCAGCUUCUUGUUCCCUCCAGCUGACUGCAACAGGUGGUCUGUUGGACUGAUUCUGAACAAUCCGGGCCAAACCAAAAACAGGUACCAAGGAGCCGUGCAUUUCAGACGACUUUCUGAGUCUGGAUCACAAACAACUGGUCUCAAGCACCGGAUCCCGUCAGCAACAGUGUUUUUUCACUUUGAAGAUGAAGGAGGGACAAGUCAGGUUCAGCAGAAGGAAGGCACUGUGAUCACCAUGACGAAGGCGUCCCAGAUACAACAUAAGAAAGAGGUCACGUCUGUCCUGAUGGUUAAUGAUAACUACGGCACGUCCCAUGGAGGUAGGUCUACCACAAACCGCCAGGUAGCCCUGUUUCUGCAAGAGCAUGGUGCUACAGUUCAUGCUACAGCCGUGCAAGCAUCUGAAGAAGACAAGAGGUGCGCCGAUGAAGAUGGUAUCCAUUUGAUGUUGCCUGCCAUAGAACCAGGAGACCCAAGAACGCCUUGUUUGGAAAUGUUGACCUUCGACCAUGAGUCUCGUUACCCAGACAUACCACGGAAUCUGAAGUGCAUUGUGGGUCAUUCAGAUGUCACUUGUAAAGCAGCAAAGAGAAUCAAAAGGGAUUGCCGCAAAGAGGCGAAACUAGUUCUUUUUAACCAUGACAUACCAGAAGAGACAGAGCAAUUCAAGGGAACUAAGAAGGCAAUGGCUGCAGGGAAGAAGAUGGAAGACAUCCUCGAGGAUACCAAGAAUGCAGAUGCCGUGUUCUCUUUGGGAAGAAGGAUCUUCGACCACUUCGAGGCGAAGUACAAGUCACUUGGAGAAAGCAAACCAAAAGAACACUUGAUGUUCCUUCCAAGGCCAUCCCCAGUGUUUGAAGCCAUCUCUGUUCAACCAGGGGGAGGAGAAAAAGUCGUGCUGGCUGUCGGGAGAGUGACCGAAGUGGACAAGCUGAAAGGCCAUGACCUGGUAGCACGGUCCAUGGGGGAGGUUGCAAAGAUUACAAACGUCAGUUUGCGUGUUCGCGGGAUAGAUGAAGAUGACUAUGAAGCAAGCAAGAGAAUCCUGGAGGAAAACCUGCACAGUGGUAGGAUCAAACCCACUCUGCUGCCUUGUGGAACCCAGGAGGACAUCGCUCAGGACAUGCAGCAGGCCCACCUGGUCCUGAUGCCGUCCCGCGCCGAGCCGUUCGGACUGAUCGGUCUGGAGGCCAUCGCAGCAGGCAUCCCUGUACUCAUCUCUGACAAGUCAGGCCUGGCAGACAUGAUCAUGGACUUGAUCAAGGAGAAGAAAUGCCCUGCAGACAUGAGGCGCAGGAUCAUAGAAACCAGCGUGAAUGAGUCCGACCUGGGUGAAGAUGCAAGAAAAUGGGCAAAGGAGAUUGUGGACACCUUGGAAUUCUCUGAGGCAGAAUUUGAGAAGGCAGCAGAGUACAAGAGGAAGCUCUUGGAGUCCAAGUACUGGGAAAAGUCACACCAAAACCUGCUGAGAGUCUGUGGAUUGAACAAAGAUGAGUAAACAGUCCUCCCCUACAGGCAUCCCUGGUCAGGCCAUGAAGCAGUGAUCAAGGCUUUAAUCAAUGACGAGAAGUGUCAUCUGGACAUGAGACACUAGACCGUACUAAACCAAUGUAAAGGAGUCUGACCAAGAUGACACAGAAAAGUUUUUUGGUGGAGAAGUGUCAGGAUUUGAUACAGAAGAUUUUCCAGUUGGUUAUAGUUGAUGCUGCUUUACAUGUGCAUUGUAGAUGUGAUUGGAUUUGACUUGAAAUUGUGUUGUGAAUUUCACUCAUUGCUCAGGUCACAAUCUUAUAAGUCUUGGCUGCAAGAACCCACAAAUGUACUUGAUUCUGGAUCAACCUUAUGUCAUUUAUGAUACACAUAUCAGUGAACAGGUAUCCCCAUUAUGACUGAGAACAAUUAACAUUUCCUACUUUAU
Branchiostoma belcheri (Belcher's lancelet) is the source of this 5579-nucleotide messenger RNA. RefSeq lists its product as uncharacterized. Gene Ontology annotation, cellular component: cytoplasm. Gene Ontology annotation, biological process: signal transduction; apoptotic process; proteolysis. The coding region runs from base 42 to 5159 and encodes 1705 amino acids. Lineage: Eukaryota; Metazoa; Chordata; Leptocardii; Amphioxiformes; Branchiostomatidae. The transcript is spliced from 14 exons. The record is from RefSeq and is a predicted model, not a curated record.